Messenger RNA from Pistacia vera, 865 nucleotides. RefSeq lists its product as uncharacterized. Bases 132 to 623 code for a protein of 163 amino acids. The transcript has 3 exons. NCBI's taxonomy places the organism in Eukaryota, Viridiplantae, Streptophyta, Magnoliopsida, Sapindales, Anacardiaceae. The record is from RefSeq and is a predicted model, not a curated record.
UAGAAAGAGAUCUUGACGUUUCAGUGUAUAUCGAGGAACAUGUAAGGUUAAAGCAUCAUUUAUCUAAGAUAAGCCACAGGUUUCGAAUAUAUCUGCUUCUUGAGUUCUUGGUUGUGACAGCAACUCAAUUUAUGUCGCUACUGGAAACCACAGGGAACUAUGGGAUCAUCAAUUUCAUUAAUGGCGGUGAUUUUGCAGUCGCCUGUAUUGUUGAGCUUGUUGGGAUGGUAAUUUGCCUUCAUGCAGCUGCUAAGAUCUCACAUAGAGCGCAGGGUCUUGGAUCAGUUGCUAGCAGAUGGCAUGCUUCAAUCACAUGCAGCUCUAACGGUGCCUCUCAAUUGGGAAUCAAUAGUAAUGUUGGAAGCUUGGAGGCUGCAAAUCCUUCAUCCUCAAUACCUAUUAGCUACUCUGAAAGUGAUUUGGAGUCGGGUGACUAUGUGCCAAUGGCCACAAAUACUCAGUUGGCAUCUUAUAUGACCAUGUAUCACAAGAGACAGGCCUUUGGUGGAGCCACUAUCUUCGGAUGGACUAUUGAUCGAGCUCUUAUCAAUACAAUUUUCUUCAUUGAACUCACUGUGGUUCUUUUUGUGCUUGGGAAGACCAUUACUUUCACUACAAAAUGACAUUCAUAGCAAGAUCUCUUUGGCAACUCACGUUUCUAUCCACCGAGUUUUUUGGUUACGGUUAUGGGUGGAAAUGGCGUCUGCUUAACUGAUAUUAUUACUUGAGAGGACACUUCAUUUGCUUCAGAUAAUGAGUAGCCAUGUAUAACAUCAUUUGGUACUUAUAAAUGACUAAUACAAAGCCUGUACCAAUAUAAAGACUAAUACAGAGCGUCUGCACCAAUAUAAAGUAUAAUGACGAA